Molecule: messenger RNA, 1365 nt
Organism: Fragaria vesca subsp. vesca
Lineage: Eukaryota; Viridiplantae; Streptophyta; Magnoliopsida; Rosales; Rosaceae
Product: anthocyanidin 3-O-glucosyltransferase 2-like
Exons: 1
Coding region: 1-1365 (454 amino acids)
Source: RefSeq, a predicted model, not a curated record
AUGAAUAAAAUGCCACAUAAAAGACAUGUUGCAGUUCUUGCAUUUCCGUUUGGCUGCCAUGCAAAGCCUGUGCUUAACUUGGUGCGCAAGCUUGCAAAAGCUUCCCCAAACACACACUUUUCUUUCUUCAACACAUCGAAAUCCAACAACUCGCUGUUCUCAGAAUCAAAAUCCGAGAUUUUGGAUAACAUCAAACCCUACAAUAUAUCAGAUGGUGUUCCAACAGAUCAUGCCUUACCAAGAAACCCGCUAGAGGCAGUGGACCUUUUCCUCAAGGCAGCGCCUGAAAACUUCAAAACCUGCAUUGAAAAGGCAGUGGCAGACACAAACAUGCAGAUCAGUUGUCUAAUAACAGAUGGAUUCUUGGUCUUUGGUAGCCAGAUGGCUGAGAAUUUGGGUGUUCCAUGGAUUCCAGUUUGGAUUCCCUUACCUUGCACCCUGUCUGCUCACAUUUACACUGACGCUAUCCGCCAUAUAUAUGCAAUUGAUGUUGUUGAUCGUCAAGACAAGACACUAGAAACCAUUCCGGGUUUGUCUACAAUGCGCAUCGAGGACUUACCAGAUGAAGUACUUCCAAGUGAAUCUCUAUUCUCUGAAACACUCAGACGAAUUGGGCAAGUCCUCCCAAAGUCUGCAGCCGUUGUCAUGAAUUUCUAUCAAGAACUAGACCCCAUGUUUCUUGAAAAUGAUCUCAAGUCCAAGUUGCCCAAGAUGCUCAAUGUUGGUUUUCUCACCCUUUCGUUACCGCUACAGCCAUUACCUCCAUCAGAAACCGAUGCCUCGGGAUGCCUUUCGUGGUUGGAUGCGCAACGAGCUUCGUCUGUGGUGUAUAUUAGUUUCGGAACUGUGGGAGCUCCAUCUAGGAGUGAGCUUGUAGCUCUGGCUGAGGCACUGAAAGCAACUGGUGCACCAUUUCUUUGGUCUCUUGGAGACAGAUUUAAGGACGCACUGCCGUCUGGUUUUGUUGAAAGAACACAGAAGCAUGGGAAAGUUGUGUCAUGGGCACCCCAGGCGCAAGUUUUAGGGCAUAGCUCAAUAGGUGUGUUUGUGACUCACUGCGGGUGCAAUUCUGUUUAUGAAAGUGUUUCCAAUGGAGUCCCGAUGAUAUGCAGGCCAUUGUUUGGAGAUCACAAAAUGACUGCGAGGAUGGUCGAGGAAGUGUGGGGUGUUGGAGUCAAAGUGGAGGGCGGGGUGUUCACAAAGAGUGGAGUGAUCAAGAGCUUCGAGCGGAUUUUGGAAAAUGAAGAAGGGAAGAAAAUGAGGGAGAAGGCCAGAGCCCUCAGAGAGAUUGUAGAAGAGGCUGCUGGGCCUUCUGGGAGUGCUCCACCAGACUAUACAGCUUUGCUGGAUGUAAUAUCCAUCUAG